AUGGCUCAAAAUGGAAAUAAUUCUAAGCAAACAUGUCAAGUAGCACCUGAUUUACCAUCACUUAUGGUUAUUUGUGGUAUAUUUGCAGUUUUUUUUUUAAGUGCAGCAUAUGGUUUUUUAAACAUGAAUUCUUCAAUAAGAAAAUAUCAAAGUGAUGUAUCUGAAACAACGUCGAAAAUUCUUAUUGGUUUUAUUAGUUUUAUUUUUGGUGCACUUACAAUUAUUUUCUUUACUAUCAAACAAAUUCGAGUUUAUGUAUCCUAUUCAAAAGGUGUUGAAUUUAAUAAUAAAUCAGUAUACAAUUAUUGUGAACCGACAAUUAUGCGUGCUGCUUUAGCUAUGAUUAUUCUUACAUAUAUCAAUAUGCUUGUAUUUAUUGGCAUUUUUGUAUUUAUUAUUGUUCAUACACGAAAUAAACUACAUGAAGGAAAAGAAGCAGAUAUUGAAAAUGUGGUUGAUAAUAUGAGUUAUAGAUUUUACGAAGUAACACAGCGAAAAUAA
Molecule: messenger RNA, 501 nt
Organism: Rotaria sp. Silwood1
Lineage: Eukaryota; Metazoa; Rotifera; Eurotatoria; Philodinida; Philodinidae
Source: the annotation of a GenBank genome assembly